AUGAGAGUUAUUGUUGGAGUGUUUUUAAUAUUAUCGAUAUCGGCUCAAAACCCACUUUACAAAAGUCUCGAGCUUUUCAAGAGAAACCAAUGGCAGGUCAACAAAGUCCUCAAAUCUCAGGACCAGAGAUUCGUCGGUCGCAUGGACGAGAUCGAGGCCGCCAUAAUUAAGCAAAAUGAUGUUAUCAGACACACAAUGUCACAAGUUGAUAAACUCACCAAAAAUUCCGACGAGUCAGAAGAAGCCCUGAAUGUGGCCGUAGGAAAGAUUGAGAGCCUCAGUUCCAAGCUGGAGGAAUCCGAUGCGAAAUUCAUCGCGGCAGCUAAGGAGAUUCAAGCGCUCAAGUCAAAGCUCGAAAGCUCAGAGCUCAAAGUGAGACUCUUAGAAGAUCGGAUCAGCGAUGCUGAACAUGCAGAUUUUUCCGCUCAAGAUGGACCUGAGACAAUUAAAGACAUUGCCGUAAAAGCACCUGCUUCGAGAAUUGAGAAGAAUCCUCCAGUGGCGGUGAAAGCACCUAAACCUGAGAAAGUUCCAGUUGUCCAAGAAAAGACAGAUGUUCCAAAGCAAUCGGCAGCAAAAACUCCUUCAAAGCCCGUUCUUGUUUCUGGUGUUCCUAAAGCUGACAACGAGGACGACUCGUCAAGUGGAUUUGCUGGAUUGCUUAGUCAAUUAAAAGAACGUCCUACUAUUGCUCCAACAGAAGCACCAAAAUUGAUUGGUGAUUACGACGAAAGAGGCUGCGCGCCUAUUGCUCAAGUGUCAGAAACUGCCGGCGGAUGGGUCCACACGAGCUGGGUUGAUGGAGGCGAUGAUAGCAGCACUUCUUUCAAUGCAUUUGCUUACGUUCCACUUCCGGAAUUUGUUCCUUCAGAUGCGAAAAUAUUGAUGAAAUUCAAUGGCGUCGCAUCGGAUAUUCAAGUGUGGCAGGCCUCACCAAAACGUAUUUCCUCGGAUGGUGAUCUUUGGUUGUUUACUCCAACUGAUUUCAAUGUCGUCAAACAAAAUGCUGGAAGCACAUGGAAAUUCAACUUUAUAGCUACAGUAGCUAGCAGCGCACCAACAAUGGAACUUUCUCUUUGCAAAAACUUCGAUGCGCCAGAAGUAGUGGAAGAUACGAUCAUGCUUUUAGAUUAUGGAAUUUACGAAAACGAAAAGGAAAGCGCAGAAGAAAGUGAAGAGUACGAUGAAGACGAAAUCAUGCUUGAUUAUGAUUUAUCAACAGAAGAAAAACCAUUAGACAUAAUUUCCGCUUUAGGAAUGGUGCCGGCACCUAAGCCAGCAAAUGCUCGUCCGAAACCAGUUUCGAAUUUUAGACCACCUAUCGGUGCCCCGAUCGGAAGUUUUAAUCGCCCGUCCACGAAUCGUAGGGUCAUAUCGGGUGGAAGAUGCUCUAAGCCGGCAGGACAUGCUCCAGUUAAUCCGACUCAAAUCUCAGCCAAUUUUACACCAUCCCCUGUCGAGGAGCUCGAUGUUUUCCAAUACGAUCUCAAUGAAGUCUUGCACAAGUCGAUUCUUUUCUACGAAGCCCAGCGCGCUGGUAAAUUGCCUGAAAAUAACAGAGUUCCAUGGAGGGGAGAUUCUGUACUAACUGAUGGAUGUGAUAUUGGUGUUGAUCUCAGUGGAGGAUGGUUCGAUGCGGGCGACCACGUAAAGUAUACUUUUCCUGCUGCUUUUACAACCACAAUGCUCGUUUGGUCCAUCCUCGACUAUGAAGAUGCAUAUGAAGCCGCCAACGAAUUGGAAAAUGCUCUUGAUCAAGUACGCUGGAAGCUUGAGUGGCUUUUGGCUGCACACCUUAGUCCAAACGAGUUGGUCGUCAUGGUUGGCGAUCCAAAAGCUGAUCAUGGCCGCUGGGGUCCCCCUGAGACUCUAAAACUCCGUCGCCCUACUUAUGUGGUAAACCAGCAAAAACCCGGUACAGAACCGGCCGCAGAGACUUCAGCAGCACUAGCAGCUGGGUACUUGCUUUUUAAAACACGUGAUCCAGAAUUUGCUGAGCGUUGCCUUACCUCUUCAAAACAACUACUGGAGUUCUCUGAUAGAAAUCGUCAAAACUAUCACAAAAGCGUUCCUGAGGUGACUGAAUUCUACAAAUCGUGGUCUGGCUAUGAAGAUGAACUUUGUUGGGCAACAGCAUGGGUUUAUAAAGCAACUGGCGAUGUUGCUUACGGUCGACUGGCAAGACAUUAUUAUGACACUUUCAAUUGUGGCAAAAUUGAAGAGUCGUUUGACUGGGACAAAAAGCAGGCUGGUGUCCAACUUCUGAUGGCACAAAUAACGGGCGAAGACAAGUACAGGAACGACGUUAACCGUCACGCAGUCCAUCUCAUAUCUCGGCAAGCCACAUCGCGAGCAGGGCUUCUUUGGUUCCACAAAUGGGGCUCUCUUCGAAUCGCCAAUAACUGGGGAGCAUUUCUUCUAGGAGCUUCUCAGAUUGAACCUAAGCUUGCACGAGCCGGUGAAUUCGCACUCAAAGGCAUCGAACAGUUGGGAUACUCCCUUGGCGAUCAAGGGCGCUCUUAUGUCGUUGGAUUCGGACACAACCCGCCAGUAAGACCACAUCACAGAGCUGCUAGUUGCCCUGGCGGCAGCAGUGAUUGUGGAAAUAUGCUGCAUUCAUCUAAGCCUAACCAUUGGGUUCUUUAUGGAGCUCUUGUAGGUGGGCCUGAUCAAAAUGACCGAUAUUACGAUAAACGAAGCGAUUACGUCAUGAACGAAGUCGCUAUUGAUUACAACGCUUGCUAUCAAUACUCAGCUGCUGCACUGAAACAUAUUCUUAUCAAUGGUUAA
Oikopleura dioica is the source of this 2790-nucleotide messenger RNA. The record is from the annotation of a GenBank genome assembly. NCBI's taxonomy places the organism in Eukaryota, Metazoa, Chordata, Appendicularia, Copelata, Oikopleuridae.